AUGUAUUUGGUCACACUGGUUGUUGGGGUAUUGCUUCUUUCAAAAGCCAAUGCCCUGAAAUGUUUCGAGUGUGUACCAGGAACCUCUGAAACCUGCAUUGACACAGCAAAGGAAUGUCCCUCACCAAAUAAUCUAUGUGCAGCAAUGAGAUUGGUAACAUACGCAGGUGCCUCUAAGGACAAAGAGAUCAAAGCCAAAAUGUGUGCUCUGCGUGGAGAUUGCAUUAGAGGCUCAGUCAACUUUGGAUCUGACAAAACUGUGAUAGUGAGUGAGUGCUGCUCCUCAGAGCUUUGCAACAUCCAGCACGCAUCUGAGCCCAACUUUGUUCCAAAUGGAAAAAAGUGCUUCAGCUGUGAAGGAAAUCAGUGCAUGAAAACUCUAAACUGUGAGGGAGAUCAGGACUACUGCAUCACCUCAACAAGUUCGGGUCUGACUGCUACAGUCUCCCGAGAACAUCUCAAGUCUCCUCUAAGUGUGGAGCCUGUCUUGCCUUCAUCCACUGACUGGCACUUUGGCCCACCGGUGUAUUGGUGGUGCUCUUUGUUUGAGGGUGGAGGCCAUGGCUGGUACUGGCUUAUUCCUGGGGGCUUCUUCGCAGGGCCUGGGUCGGGGCUCCCGCCAGGGGGCGGGGCAGCGGUGGGGCCUCGGGUACCUGGGGCCCAUGGCUAG
Messenger RNA from Cyprinodon variegatus (sheepshead minnow), 669 nucleotides. It is a transcript of the gene plaur, whose product is annotated as plasminogen activator, urokinase receptor. The record is from RefSeq and is a predicted model, not a curated record. The transcript has 5 exons. The coding region runs from base 1 to 669 and encodes 222 amino acids. Lineage: Eukaryota; Metazoa; Chordata; Actinopteri; Cyprinodontiformes; Cyprinodontidae.